GCGGGCUGGAUGGAUGAAGUAAAAUGGGUGAAGGCGGUUCAUCCAUACUUUCGACCAUCACCACUACACUACCAGUACCUUUUCCACUUGCUUCCAGAAUCACUUUUUAACAUUGCCUCUAGCUAUCUUGUCGAUCCGCUUGCCCUCUUCUCCUCCGCGUUAUCAAGUGGAUGGGAACUUUUGAGUAGUAUUUUCACCAAAACAACCACCCCUCCUCCAGUUGCCCAUUCGAAGCGACCCGACAAUUCGGACGAACCAACACACAGAAUUUACCAACGGAAUCUGCAGAAGCAGGCUAUCUGCAGCGGAAGCCAGAGGGAGCUUCUGCAUCACCAUGGAAAGCAUGGUGAUCACGAUAGACAAUGACGUUCGAGGGUGGAUUAUGUGUCUCGUUAGUGGCGUCGGUAAGCGUUGAGGCUCCAUUUCAAAGAUCCUGCGAGAUUGACGAAUCUGGCAGCAUGUGUUAUUGGGGCAAGCAUCAUAUGUGUCGAUCUCAUUAUACAAAAGUUCCCGGGUCGAAGGAAUUUCCGUAUACAAGACAGUACUAUCUUCUUAGCCUCGUCGCUGAGCUUGAGUUUUGGGGUUAUGGUAAGCCUUUACAUUCCAGUAAAAAAGAAAAGAAAACAAAAAAAACAAAGUAUUAAUUUUUGGAUUUGGCAGUUAUUCUCUGCUCUCUAUGGCAUCCUACCCUCUUCGAAACGAUACCUCGAACGGAGCGGAUUAGCUUCGAAGCCAGCAGCCUGGGUACUGCUGGGCUUUUUCAUGGCAGGUUUUGUUGGAAUACAAAUUAUAUCCAGAAUUGUUCAUCAAUACAUGCCCUCGCAUGUGGUAGAUUGCGAUCAUACUCACGAGGACAACCAAAACGAUCACCAGUCCAGAAGACCCUCGCACGGAAGUCUUGGACAAAGCUUGCACACCCACCACCACGGCCACGCUCACGAUCAGGAUCAGACACAUCAUAACCACGAUGAGAGAAAAGUUACAGAAGUUACAGAAAUUGGACAAGCAACAGAAUCAACCCCUCUUUUGGUCACCGAACAAGUAUCCAAUAAACUCCAAAAAUCCUCCAUCACCGGACUUGAUGGUGCAGGAUACUCUCGGCCAAACAGCGCUUCUACCGGGCGAAGACCUUCUACACUUGAUCGAGUAAAUUCCUUUGUCAUGGAUAGAAAGACAAAUUGCGACUCAAAUGGUCCUUGUCACGGAUACUCGGAUCCUUGUGGACAUGAAUGUUUUAGUAUAAUGUCUUCUAUGAAAAACAAGAAAUCUCAACGCGGUACUAUUCUCGCACCUCCGCUAUUCGACCAAGACGGCAAUGAGAUUUUUGUCUCAAGAUCUGUCACAAGAGCCACAUCCGUCUUCAGAUCUCGAUCUCAUUCCCGCGAGCGCAUAGAAGAAGAGAUCAUAUCCAGUACCGACGACAGCACUGAGGAUAGCACCGGUGAUUUGGAGGCGCAAGAUGCACAACACCAUCAUCAUGUUCCAGAAAAUGAAUUUAUGGCUAUUGGCUUCCAAACAUCCAUCGCCAUCGCACUUCACAAACUACCAGAAGGAUUCAUCACCUACGCAACGAAUCAUGCCAACCCAGGACUUGGAACUUCCGUUUUCAUGGCACUCUUCAUUCACAAUAUCUCGGAAGGAUUUAUUAUGGCACUUCCACUCUACCUAGCAACUGGAUCUCGUCUUCGCGCCAUGUUCGUCUCUUCCAUGCUUGGUGGUAUCAGUCAACCCCUGGGUGCCGCCAUCGCAGCUACUUGGUUCAUAGUCGCCGGAAGCAAUGGCCACACACCUGGAGAGAGAUUAUACGGAUGUAUGUUUGCCGUCACAGCUGGAAUCAUGACAAGUGUUGCACUCAUGCUCUUUGUGGAAGCUUUGAGCUUGAGUCAUAACCGAAAUUGGUGUAUUGCCUUUGGAUUCCUUGGAAUGGCACUUAUGGGCGCGAGUUCGGCUCUUACUGCAUAAAUUGGGUGAUGGGACAUCACUAUCCUAUAAUUUGUUUUCUCUUAUAGCAUUCGACUAGGGAGAAUUGGGGGGUUGUUCCUACCACGGGGGUUCAUUCAUGAGACAAGACGUUUAUGAGAUAUGACGUUUGGGAGUUUGCUAUUCGUUGGCUGAAAAUUCGUUUAUACGCGUGCAUGGGUACAGUACCUACCUACCUACCUACCUACCUACAUAAGGGCUGGCUGGAAUUCUUGGGUUCGGGUUUCUUCUUAUACCAGUUUCUUUUUUCUUCUUUUUUCAAUAGAGUUUCAACAGAGAGUUUUUAUUCCCACUGAGGGAAAUCGCUAGCUAAGAUAAGCUAGACAGUAUCAAGAUUGGCUUUUUUUUCGUUGUUAUAGGUUGUAUUGAUAACUUUUUUUGGGGUGGAGGGGAGGGGGGUUUGUAUAUGGAUGCAUGGGUGAAGACCCGGGGGUUAAGGUAGCGUAAAUGCAUUGAGGGAGAAGGGGAUAGAAUCGAUGAAUAAAUGAAUAAAUGAAUGGAUGGA
This is a messenger RNA of Hymenoscyphus albidus, 2485 nucleotides long. Lineage: Eukaryota; Fungi; Ascomycota; Leotiomycetes; Helotiales; Helotiaceae. The record is from the annotation of a GenBank genome assembly.